Messenger RNA from Drosophila arizonae, 986 nucleotides. RefSeq names its product oxysterol-binding protein-related protein 11. Gene Ontology annotation, cellular component: membrane; cytosol. The record is from RefSeq and is a predicted model, not a curated record. Gene Ontology annotation, molecular function: sterol binding. Lineage: Eukaryota; Metazoa; Arthropoda; Insecta; Diptera; Drosophilidae.
CAAGCAGGCAACACUACAAACUUAAUUGCAAUAAGAAUUUUAUAUUCCUUCUGGAAAAUAAACAAAUUGUAAAAAUUCUGCGUAAAAUCAAAGUUGCAUUGCAUCUGAAGAAGCGCCGAUCGAAGCACAAGCCCGUAGAGCAACAGGCACUGUCACAGUCACAUCCACAGCAACAACAACAACGCCACCAUCGCUGUAACCAAGACGACGACGGCAACGCCAGCUGCAGCCAGAUGGAAAGCAAUUUGAAUAGAAUGAUAAACCAAACGCUGCGUCAUCCGCUCAGCGGGCAGCUAAGCAAAUAUACAAAUGUAAUGAAGGGCUGGCAAUACCGUUGGUUCACUGUGGACGCCAAGACGGGAUAUUUGAGUUACUAUUUGUGCGACUCUUCGGCUGUGGGCGACGACAUUGCGCCCUCGCCUCAUGUGCUGGCCAACACUCCGCGGGGUCAGGUGCAGCUGGCCGGCGCCGUUGUCUAUCCCAGUGACGAGGAUUCACGCACCUUUUCCAUUGCCUGUGCUUCGGGAGACACGUUAAAGCUGCGCGCCAGUGAUGCACGAGCUCGCCAGGAAUGGGUUGAUGGACUGCGCGCCGUCGUCGAGAGCCACACACAGGCCAUGGACAUAAGCAACUCAUCGCCAUUGCCGGCACGCGAACUGCUGGCCGCUUCGGAUGCAAUGGUUGCCGCUCGACAGGCUCUAUUCCUCACCGAACAGUGCAACGCUUCUUUGGCACGCGCCAUUGAAAACAUUGACUGUGCUUCCUUUUCGCCCACGGAUCCGGACCUAUUGCUGCUGAAGGCCAUCUCCACGGCCAGCACACAGUGUCUGCAUCAAUGCCUUGGCCUGCUGCAGCGUCACCAGGAGAUCAAUCAGCCCCAACUGGAGGAGGUGACGCCGCCAAGUAUUAGUUUGGCUCUGCAGUAGCAAAUCUAAGUUAAUUUCUCUUCUGUUGUUAUCAAAAAGCAAUAAAAAAUAAAAUACUGU